AGGAGGCAGUGGUUAGCGUCGGGGUAGAGGAUAGCGCGUGGGACGCGCGUGCUCCAUGAGCGGGAGAGCCAGGUCCCGGUCCCCGCGGCCGAUGAACGGCUCGGAGAUUGCGCGCUUAGUGCUGACCCGGGAGCAGGCUCGGCUGGCAAAGGACUGGGCCCAGGCCGACGAGAUCCGCUCGCAGCUGGGGGAAGCUGGGGUGCAGUUAUUUGACAAGACGCAUCAGUGGAAGUGCAGCGACGGCCGGGGCGGCCGCAUCCCAAGCUUCGAUGAGGUGGAGGCCGGAGUUCAGAUCGACGCCCUGGAGGCUCCGGAGAAGCUGAGCCAGGAGAUGCGCGCAGAUGCUCCUGCGGUGGAUGAGAUCAAGCAGCUCAUCACCCAGCGAGAACAUGCGAGGGGCAGCAAGGACUUUGAGCAAGCGGAUCAGAUCCGCAGCCAGCUUCAGGAGAUGGGUGUGGAGCUCUUGGACAAGGAGAAGCUCUGGAAGUGUGCCAGCAAGGGGCUGCAGGGCAUUAUCACUGGCUUCCGCAACAAUGAGCUCAGCGACGUGGAGGUGAGCACACUGGUGGUGCAGCGGGAGAAGGCUCGGAUGGCCAACGACUACGAGCUGUCGGACAUGAUCCGGGAUGAGCUGAAGAGCCGGGGUGUCACCAUCGAAGACAAGCGAAAAAUCUGGACCUGCACGGACGGGCGACAGGGGCCCGUGCCUAGCUGGGCGCAAAUCACAGGAGAGGCGCCUCCGCCCCCUCGUGCGGCCAUCCCGGUGGCGGCUGUGUCUUUGCGUUCUCUGGAGGACGAGCUGGUCUCGCUGGCGGUUGCUGCGGCACGGCAUCCGGAUACGGCUCAGCGGGCGCUGCUUGCCCUGCGCCAGGUCUUUUCCGGAUCUGCGCCCAUCGGCAUGUCAGCGCCUGCCAUGCGGCCCUCCAUGCGCCCGAAGGUGCCGUACAUGGCGAGGAGUAUGUGACGCGCGUUCGGCGGGUUCCGAGCUCGCGGGCUGCGUGG
This is a messenger RNA of Effrenium voratum, 1002 nucleotides long. NCBI's taxonomy places the organism in Eukaryota, Dinophyceae, Suessiales, Symbiodiniaceae. The record is from the annotation of a GenBank genome assembly.